CCCGUCGUUUGCCCACUAGCCCCUCAAUCAACCAAACCCACCCCCAUCACUCCUUCAAAAAAUGGUCCAACUAAUCCUCCCAACAACCCUCCCCUCCUCCCACUCCUCCUCCUCCUCCACCACCACCCCACCCGCAUGGACACUCAUAGAACUCCAAGGCUCCCUGCACACCCAACAACACGAAUCCAGCGACAAGGACGACCUCCGCCGGCAUGAUCUGGCCGGGGCGCCGUUGGGGCGGUGGCGGAUUUCCCAGAAUGGUAAAACAACGUACCUGGAAAUCGGGCACCACCGUCUCGAGGGCCAGCGGGUCCCGCUCAAGAACCCUAUUGCUGUGCUUCAGAAGCAUCUACCGAGUGAUAUCCCACCUCUCAAGGAUGAAGACGACGCCGAGGUGAUGGAUAUCGACGAGGAUGAUGUGGAAGGCGAUGAGAUGCAACGCACGCCGCCGCCCGCACCGCCUCCGAUCCAUUUGUCGCUUGAGAUGUCGUUGGAUGCCGGGGAGGUAGAGGUGGGGUCGCUGCCCAUGGACGAUGACAACGCUCAUGGUUUAUCUACACCGCCACCAACAACAACAACAACAACAGCAACAACAGCAGCAACGACGAGGGAGAAGAUUCCGAAACAGCAGCGGGAGCUGAAACCGACAUAUAAUGUGGUGACGGUAUUACGGCACAAGUACCUGUUCAAAGCGCGGCCGGAGCAUUUGUUGGCGGAGGAGCAUAAGGGGUUGACCGGGUUGGUGAGGAAGGGGUUGGGGGGUGCGGGGGGUGGCGGGAGGAGGGGGUGA
Molecule: messenger RNA, 790 nt
Organism: Fimicolochytrium jonesii
Lineage: Eukaryota; Fungi; Chytridiomycota; Chytridiomycetes; Spizellomycetales; Powellomycetaceae
Exons: 2
Coding region: 62-790 (242 amino acids)
Biological process (GO): mitotic sister chromatid cohesion
Cellular component (GO): Ctf18 RFC-like complex
Source: RefSeq, a predicted model, not a curated record